CUCACUACCGCAACCAUGGGAAAGAUCAUCUUUUACGAGGACAGGAACUUUCAGGGCCGCUCUUAUGAGUGCAUGAGCGACUGUGCUGACAUGUCCUCCUACAUGAGCCGCUGCCACUCCUGUAGGGUGGAGAGCGGCUGCUUCAUGGUUUACGACCAGCCAAACUACAUGGGUAAUCAGUACUUCAUGAGGAGGGGCGAGUAUGCUGAUUAUAUGAGUAUGUUUGGAUGGAAUAACUGCAUCAGGUCCUCACGCAUGAUCCCCAUGUACCGAGGAUCCUACAGAAUGAGGAUCUACGAGAGAGAGAACUUCGGAGGUCACAUGCAUGAGUGCAUGGAUGACUGUGAGUCAUUCAUGGACCGCUACCACAUGUCCCACUGCAUGUCCUGCCACGUUAUGGAUGGCCACUGGCUCAUGUAUGAGCACCCCCACUACAGAGGCAGGAUGAUGUACUUUGGACCUGGAGAGUACAGGAGCUUCAGUAACAUGGGAUAUGGCAACAUGAGAUUCAUGAGCAUGAGGCGUAUCAUGGAUUCCUUUUACUAA
Messenger RNA from Chanos chanos (milkfish), 546 nucleotides. Its product is annotated as gamma-crystallin M2-like. Gene Ontology annotation, molecular function: structural constituent of eye lens. The record is from RefSeq and is a predicted model, not a curated record. The transcript has 3 exons. Gene Ontology annotation, biological process: lens development in camera-type eye; visual perception. Lineage: Eukaryota; Metazoa; Chordata; Actinopteri; Gonorynchiformes; Chanidae. Bases 16 to 546 code for a protein of 176 amino acids.